AUGAGCAAACCGGGGCUUUCUUUCGGCCUGAACCUCACCAAAAAGCCCGGCCUAUCGAAAGGUGUUCCCUCGAGAAAGAAACCCACCUUUGGCGGCGACGAUGACUCCGAUGACGAAGGCCAGAACACCUCAAAAGGGAACGAGGUCAUAAUAUCCGAGCUAGACGAUUUCUCCUCAGCAUCUACCUCCAACCAAAAGACUUCCUUCAAGUCAAAAAAUGGCCCACCUUCAGGGCCACCCAAGCUCAAGGCCAAAGGCGCGCCGAUGACACAGUUCGGUGACCUGUCCAGCGCGCUGUCGUCGCGCAAAUACGCAGAGCAAGCCGAAGAAUUAGACCCCUCGGUUUACGAUUACGAUGCUGUCUACGAUACCUUUAAACCGCAAAAGAAGGUGGAAAAGAAAGAUGUGGAGCGCAAAUCCCGGUACAUGGCCGACGUAACGAAGGCCGCGGAGGUGCGUGAGCGCGACCGGUCGAUAGCGGAGCUCAAGAAGAUCCAAAGGGAGCGCGAGGCCGAAGGCGACGAAUACGCCGACAAGGAGAAGUUUGUCACAGAGGCGUACAAGGAGAAACAGGAAGAGGAUCGCCUGCAUGAGGAGGAGGAGCGAAGGAGAGAAGAGCAAGAAGCGAAGAAGAACAAGCUGGGCGGCAUGACUGGCUUUCACAAAGAGCUCCUGGAACGGGAGGACCAACGGCGGGCUGAGAUCGCAAAAGCCGCAGAGGAGGUGAAGAGGACUGGCGGCAGGAAAGAGGAGCCAGAAGAAGAGGAGAAGGAAAAGACAGAAACGGACAUUGCUAUGGAGAUCAACGAACAUGGUGGUUCUAUCGCCAUUAACGAGGAAGGGCAAGUCGUCGACAAGAGACAACUACUUAAAGGUGGUCUAAAUCUUGGCGCGAAGAAGAAACCGGAAGCCAAGAAGGAGGAAAGCCGCAAUACCGGAGGCUCAGGCCCCCGCGACAGCGGAAAGGGUUACUUUGCGCCUGGAGGUAAGCAAGCUAUGCGCGAGAGGCAGACUCGUAUGCUUGAAGCACAACUUGAACAAGCUCUCAAGAGGUCGCGGGAUGAAGAGGAAGAAGAGAGAAAGAAGAUCGAACAAGAGGCAAAGACAAGGAAGACCACAAGCGAGAUAUCGAGUGCCAAGGAGAGGUAUCUUGCGCGAAAGAGGGCGGCAGAAGAAGAGAAGAAAAAGGCUCUUGAGCAGCCACCUUAG
Molecule: messenger RNA, 1209 nt
Organism: Phaeoacremonium minimum UCRPA7
Lineage: Eukaryota; Fungi; Ascomycota; Sordariomycetes; Togniniales; Togniniaceae
Product: putative coiled-coil domain-containing protein 55 protein
Exons: 1
Coding region: 1-1209 (402 amino acids)
Biological process (GO): regulation of alternative mRNA splicing, via spliceosome
Source: RefSeq, a predicted model, not a curated record